AUGGCAAUUAGUUUAUUAAACCCGAAAGCCGAAGUGGCAAGGGCUGCUCAAGCCCUUGCUGUGAAUAUUUCCGCAGCAAAGGGUAUCCAAGACGUCAUGAAGUCCAAUCUGGGGCCCAAAGGGACCAUGAAAAUGUUGGUUUCUGGUGCCGGCGACAUAAAAAUCACCAAAGACGGCAACGUACUCCUCCACGAGAUGCAAAUCCAGCACCCGACCGCCUCACUCAUAGCACGUGCUUCAACCGCUCAGGACGACAUGACCGGGGACGGCACCACGUCCACGGUCCUCGUUAUCGGCGAACUCCUCAAACAAGCCGAUAUCCUCAUCGGCGAGGGGUUGCACCCGCGGGUCGUCACCGAAGGUUUUGACAAAGCACGUGCCAAAACACUCGAAAUUCUCGAUUCGAUUAAAAUCGCGAUUGAAAUAAAUCGCGAGAAUUUACUUGAUGUUGCACGGACUAGUCUACGAACUAAAGUGCACCAGAUCCUGGCCAAUGUCCUUGCCGAUGUUUGCGUUGACGCUGUGUUGGCCAUCAAAAGUAAGGACAAGCCGGUAGACUUGCACAUGGUCGAGUUGAUGGAAAUGCAACAUAAAACCGAAACUGACACCACCUUGAUUAAGGGUCUGGUGCUUGAUCACGGCUCCAGGCAUCCAGAUAUGCCCAAAAGGUUGAAAAAUUGCUACAUUCUCACGUGUAACGUCUCAAUGGAAUAUGAGAAAAGUGAAGUCAAUUCGGGUUUUUUCUACAAAACGGCAGAAGAACGCGAGAAGAUGGUUCAAGCUGAGCGUGAAUUUAUUGAACAGAGGGUGAAAAAAGUCAUUGCUUUGAAGAAAAAACUUUGCGAUGGCACUGAUAAGAGUUUUGUUGUUAUUAAUCAGAAAGGGAUUGAUCCAAUGAGUCUUGAUCUUUUGGCCAAGGAAGGUAUAAUGGCCUUAAGACGAGCCAAAAGACGCAACAUGGAAAGAUUGGCUUUGGCUUGUGGUGGAAUCGCUUUAAAUCAUUUCGAUGAUAUGCAAGAAUCGCAAUUGGGUUAUGCUGGAGUUGUCUAUGAACAUGUUUUGGGCGAAAAUAAAUAUACUUUCGUUGAGGAAUGCAAAAUACCACAGUCGGUCACCAUUCUUAUUAAAGGGCCCAAUAAACACACUCUCACUCAAAUCAAGGAUGCUGUGAGGGAUGGAUUAAGGGCCAUCAAUAAUGCCAUAGAGGACAAAGCCUUGAUUCCAGGCGCAGGGGCUUUUGAGGUGACCGCCCACAAAGAAUUGAUGGCUUACAAGGACACCGUUAAAGGAAAAUCGCGUCUUGGAAUUGGUGCUUACGCGGAAGCCCUUCUUGUAAUUCCCAAAGUUUUGGCAACGAAUUCUGGUUUCGAUGCUCAGGAUACUAUUGUAAAACUUCAAGAAGAAUCUCGUAACAAUAAGGAACCAAUUGGGCUUGAUUUAGCUUCAGGACAACCGAUUAAUCCGAAAGAUGCCGGAAUUUUCGAUAAUUACAUCGUGAAGAAACAAAUAAUUAAUUCGUGUUCGGUGAUUGCAAGCAAUUUAUUGUUGGUUGAUGAAAUAAUGAGAGCCGGAAUGAGCAGUUUGAAAGGUUAAAUGGAUUUUUUUUGUCAGUAAUUUUAUUCACGUAUUAAUGCUUGAUUUUGUAAUUAUUAUACAACAAUAAUAAAGGAUUUUAACACCCA
Tribolium castaneum (red flour beetle) is the source of this 1682-nucleotide messenger RNA. RefSeq names its product Chaperonin containing TCP1 subunit 6 (gene CCT6). The coding region runs from base 1 to 1593 and encodes 530 amino acids. Gene Ontology annotation, cellular component: chaperonin-containing T-complex. The record is from RefSeq and is a predicted model, not a curated record. Gene Ontology annotation, molecular function: ATP hydrolysis activity; ATP binding; ATP-dependent protein folding chaperone. The transcript has 4 exons. Lineage: Eukaryota; Metazoa; Arthropoda; Insecta; Coleoptera; Tenebrionidae. Gene Ontology annotation, biological process: protein folding.